Molecule: messenger RNA, 980 nt
Organism: Ixodes scapularis (black-legged tick)
Lineage: Eukaryota; Metazoa; Arthropoda; Arachnida; Ixodida; Ixodidae
Product: calcium and integrin-binding protein 1
Exons: 7
Coding region: 225-785 (186 amino acids)
Molecular function (GO): calcium ion binding
Source: RefSeq, a predicted model, not a curated record
GAGUGCCGCGAUAGCGCGCUUCCCUCCGCGACGUCGUCCAGGAACCGCAGCUGCGAGCGGCGUCUCAGUGCGCGGGCGGCCAGCUGUGCGCCGAGGGUUCCCUCCACGACGCCUGCUUCCAGGGUGUUUCCCGAACUCGGCGCGGACGACCGACACAUCCCACAACUGCGGAGCGUCUGGGGCUAGACUCGGGCUUCCGGAUCGGCGCCGGAGACCUCGGGGCCAUGGGGGCGAGCCAGAGCCAGCUGACCCGGGAGGAGCUUCGGGACUACACGGAGCUGACCUACCUGAGCAAGAAAGAGAUCAUAUACGCUUUCAAACGGUUCAAGGCCAUCUCGCCGGACCAGGUCAACUCCGACAAGGAGAUUCGCCUCCCAGUGCGGGACGUCGAAAUUCUGCCUGAGUUCAGUAGCAACCCGUUCCGGGACCGGCUGCUGCGCACGUUCUCGUCACUAAAGGACGAUCGCCUCUCCUUCGAGGACUUCCUGGACCUGCUCAGCGUGCUCAGCGAGGCCGCGCCCAUCGAUGUCAAGAUGGAGUACGCCUUCCAGGUCUUCGAUUUCAACGACGACGGCGAGCUGUGCAAGGAGGACCUGGCUGAGCUGAUUCACCGCCUCACCUGGCUGCACGACAAGAAGCUCGAGCACCAAGAAGUGCAGCUGCUCAUCGAGAACGUGCUCCGAGAAGCGGACCUGGACCAAAACGGAAGACUCUCCUUGCUUGAGUUCCAGCACUGCAUGCGCAAGAACCCGGACUUCGAAAGCUGUUUCCGCCUGCGAUUGUGAAGCAGCCUGCAACCCAAAGUGAUGAACGACGAACUGCUUCGCUUCAGUGACGUCAUUUCUCCCUAAAACACCCGAAACUGGGAGGAUAAACUCCAAACAACCGAAGUGGAAGAAACAGAAAAUUACGACAGACGUCAACAUUCCUGUUGUUUUUUAUUCCGUGAAAGUUGUUCAAUUAAAAACCCAAUGAAACGA